Erythranthe guttata (spotted monkey flower) is the source of this 1818-nucleotide messenger RNA. NCBI's taxonomy places the organism in Eukaryota, Viridiplantae, Streptophyta, Magnoliopsida, Lamiales, Phrymaceae. The record is from RefSeq and is a predicted model, not a curated record.
AUGGCAGGCAAAGGGAAAUCAAGUGCAAUUAUGCGAGCAGUUCGUGAAGACGCUGAACAUCAAGAGCGCGAGCGCGAGCGCGAGCGCAUGACUAUGUCUACACGACGUAGGCGAGAGGCUGAGAGAGCUGGUGAAGCCAGAUCAUCAGUUCCACAUCCCGAUGUUGGAUCUUCUCGUGCUACGGAGGAGGAGGAAGAAGAGGAGGAUGCUGUGGACCCCUUUCACGAGACUGAGGUUGUAGCUCGUGGAGGUCGUGGAGGUCGUGGAGGCCGAGGACGGGGACGUGGAGGUCGUGGUGGUCGACCUCAUACUCGAUUCAAUCCGGAUGUGCUAGAUGGUCCGUUUCCCGGUGGCCCGCGGGAUCCGUCUUUGAUACCGAGUUUCAAGUCGCACGUAGCGGCAUAUAUUUGGAGGGGAGAAGUAAGAACGUCCGGUUGGACGAGUGGAGGUAUCAACUCCCUGAACCAAUUCAACUACGAGAAGAUAGCAGCUGUCCUAGAAGACGUAGAUGUAUCCGUAGACAAGCAUUUUCUGGGGAUGACCGGUUUGUAUCCCCUAGCCCGAUGUUGUUUACAGGGCCUAGAUACUCCAUUAUUGUUUGCAUUCGUGGAGCGGUGGCAGCCGGAGACGAACAACUUCCAUAUGCCGUGGGGAGAGAUGACUAUCACUCUCCACGAUGUCCAGAUGAUUCUAGGUGCCAAUGUGGAGGGACGGGUGGUCGCGCCUAGGUACGACGAUGCCAUCGAGCGGACAAACUGCGUGUAUUUACUGUCCGAGAUAUUAAACCUCGAGUUUGAUGAGAUUGACGAGUCAUGGAAGCGUGGGGGCCCCACAUGGAGGAUGAUACAGGGACAGUUGUUGAUGCCCGACACGCCCAUGAGACGCCGAGUUCAGAUAUACCUGGUGUUUCUCCUCGGAUCGAUUUUAUUCCCCGACAAGACAUGUGAUCGGGUGAAACCGUGGUAUAUGCACGUGCUCGAGGAUUCAGUGCUUGAUCAGGUCGGCACGUAUUCGUGGGGUUCGGCCUGUUUGGCCAAUCUAUACAGAGAGUUGGGUAUAUGCAGCCGAGCACAGUCGAGGGGCUUGGUGGGUUGCACCACCCUUCUUCAGAUAUACGAGUAUUUCCCGAGAUUCCAGCCGCCGGAGGAGAGCGAGCGCUACCGCGAGUUUCAGCCUCGAUGCAAGAGGUGGAACGCGUCGCCAAAAGCGGGCACGCUCGAGCAUAUUCGAGGUUUACUCGACAAUAUGACAGCGGAUGAUGUCGAGUGGCUACCGUAUGGUCGGGAUAUACACGAGAGUAUCCCUCGUACGUUGUAUCAUGGCACGAUCCAGUACAUGUGGGUCGUAGAGCCGUAUAUGCCUGAUCGUUGCGUCCGACAGUUCGGGUGGGUUCAGGAUAUACCGCGCGGCUUGAUUCCGUCGAUGGAGCCAUGUUCAGGCGGUCCCAAAGGAGGCUCAUUCCAUUCGUGCCCGCGCAUACAAGACGGCACGACAACGGGGGGGGAAGUCGACGAGCAUUACAUGGAGUGGUACACCGAUCGGACUCAGCCGAAGAUCAACAACCCCGACGUAGGCCCGACUCCAGUGCAUCGAGAGAAUGUGAGGCCACCAGAUCAGCCGGCUUAUUACCAGGUAGUACGUGCCCUGUACCCGAUCACCAGGAGCACUGGACAGGACUGGAUGCAGCAGUUUGCCGAUCUACGUGCCGAUCUUGGAGAUAUUAUGCAGCCCGCCGCCCGAUAUCUUGGCAUCGACCGUGACAACGACAACGACGGCGACGAUCAUGAGGUGCAGCCGGCGAGAAGAGCGAGGCGGUAG